AAGCAGGAGGGCCAAUCACACUCAAAAAAAUGUCGAAGAGCACUUUGCCAUUCUUGCCCCGCCCCUACGAUUCCAACGCCAAUUGCGGCGCCGCGCCCCGCCCCUUCCGGUCCUGGUCUCCCAGCAACGCCCGGCACACCUCUAGCCAUGCCGGGCUCUUCUAGGCUGAGCCCGGCUGCUACCUCUCCGCCGCUGCUGCAAGGACUCCGCGCCUGGUUGGACAGGCUCCCACUCAGCCGCUCUAAACGGCACCUGGCUCGGGACUUCAGCGACGGCGUGCUGGUGGCAGAGAUUGUGAAGCACUUUCAUCCACGCCUUGUGGACCUGCACAGCUAUAUCCCGGCCUGCAACACAGACCAGAAGCUCAGCAACUGGAGCCUUCUCAACAGGCAAGUCUUUCACAGGCUGCACUUCUGUGUCUCAGAGGCUGAGAUCCGCAACGUGGUAGCCAGUGUACCUGGGGCCAUCGAGCCCAUCCUUUGUGCACUGAGAGAGAAGGUGGAGACUGGCACUGUUCAUGCAGGCUCACUCAGCUCAACUGAUCCAGGACUCUCCAGUGUGAAUGCUGACCAGCCUUGGGUGGAGCUGCCCACCCACAGGUGUGCCGGUAGGCUCCAAAUCCCUGGCCUGCCAGAUUCACCAGAUUCCUCCAGUGUGAAGACUCUUCAGAACCAAAGAGCUUUGGAGAAGACGUACUGCUCUGCUUGUGGAUGUGGAGGCCCAGACAAAGAGGCCUGGGAGCACCUAACCAGGGUCCAACAGCUCCUGGAGGACAGGGAGCAGGCGUUAGCCAUUUUGCAGCACACAGUUCAGAUUUUGCAGAUGAAAGUGGUGAGGCUGGAGAACCUGGUACAGCUGAAGGACCAUCGGAUUGAGGCACUCAUGAGACCUGGGCGGGAGGAGUACCAAGAGCCCCCAAGCGGUACCCACCUCAAGCCAGCCAGGCCCUGAUCUUGAACCUACCUGGAGCCUCCAUCAGCCAGGGUUUCUUCCACACAGUUCUACACGGUCGAGAGUUUCAGAGGAGGCACAGAUGUGGGGGUUUGGGUGCUCUGGGGCUACUUGUCUCAGGGGUUUCUGCUGACUGUCACUCUAGAGUUAUACUAUCCUGUAGAUGGAUUUGGAUGGAGAUCAGAUGUUCCUGCCAGCCCUGGGAUGGCUCAUCAUUGCUGCAUUUGUGAGCACAUGAGGCCUCAGUGUGUGCAGUAUCUGGGGCCUGGCGGGUCACACUACCCAGUGUGAGUGGGGACUGUUGUGGUCAGCCAUGUGGCUCUGGAAUGACAACCACCCUGGAAUCUGAAGAUGCUCCUGACAAGAGCCCCAAGCAAGUUGUAACUGCCUGUGCUUGCAGAGCUGUUCUACUGAAAGAAUGUGAGGACAGAGAGGGACCAGGAAAGCACCCUACCUCACAGUCACUGGUUUUACCCUGAGGCUUUAGGGAAAAAUUAAGUGGGGCUGGAACCUGGCUGCUGUCUUCUUGCCUCCAGGAUGGCCCUUCUAGGCUUAGGAGCAUUAAUGUGGCCAGAACAAUUCCAACACUGAGAUGGGUUGUAGGGCUAUGUCUUGCUGACUUCUGUACCCAGCUACAUUGGUUAAACAUCCUUAUAUAUGCCACUGGGGUAGAUUCUGGUAGGCUCCCCCCCCCCCCCGCAUUACAGCUCCCCUAUGGGGUCAGCUUUUCUAUGUGCUCCUGGGCUGAACCCCUGCAGGUCUCAGGAAGUAGCAUCAGAAGCUGCAGGCUUACAUCAAGAUUUCAGAGCUGCCUCCAGAGGCUCAAGUAGCCCACUUCCUCCUUGAGUCAGAAAGUGCGUUCCACAGCCCCUGAAAUCCACCCUGUGAGUCACCAAAAUAGAUGGCUUCCUGAUGACUGGCUCUGUCAACUCUGGUCAUUUGACCGGAGCACCUGGUGUCUGGAGCCUUGUUCAGAGCCUUUCUGAGUCCCAGCCAAGGCGGGUCAGGCAGAGGGACAUGCACCUUGUACCCAUGGGUGCCUAGUGUCAGGAACAGGGAAAUCUUUGCCUAAAACACUGCAGAAAUCCCUUCAAAGUGGGAGCUGUUACACUGUCAGAGCCACAACUAUCAGGCCGGAAAUACCUGGGAAAGGCCUAGCCAAGAAAAUCAAAUCAGCACAGACCCCAGGCAGAUUCAUUCAUUAGGCCCCAGCUUCCCUCCCCAAGUUAAGCCUGGGAGCUAUGGAUGAUCUGGUCCUGCGCCUUGCUCCCCAGGGCAGUGAUAGCAAAGGACCAGCUAUUCUGCCUCAGGUACUUCCAGCAUACCUGCACAUGUGCAUGUGCUUGUACAAACUUGUGUACAUGUCACAAAUUCAUGUCAUGAGGGUUGAUCAGCUCUUCACAGAGACAGAAGAACUGGCUCCUGGAACAAACAGGCUUGGAAGGAAGCAGAGGCUGUUGUGGCAAUGGGUGUGUUUUCCUUUACCUAUGGUACUACGUGCAUUUGUGUGACACUGUAUGGCUAUACAUGUGUGAUACCGUAUGUGACACUGGAUGGCUGUAGAUACGUGAUUGUGUGCACAUGUGAUGUUAUAUUAUACACGUGUGUAGGAUGCAUGUGUGCUGGCCAGUGUAGGUGACUGUGGUGGUGGCCUUGAGGGGUGGUAGAGGCAGAGGCAUAACCAGAUAGGUUAUGGUUUGUGGUGCAGGAAUAUGUGCUUGUCAUUGGUCCAGCUCCUGCCUGCUGGAUCCUGGGGCUAGGUCUGGGUUAGCUUUUGGGCUUCUAAAUAGACAGAUAUCCCUUGGAAAAUAGACAGUAAAGCCCAGGUGGUGAUAAUGCUCUGGUAGCAGCCUACCUCCUGGUACUGGUGCCAAGGACCAACAAAGUCAAACAAGUAAAUCUCAGGUUCCUCAUGCCUAGAAGCAAGGUGGUCGUGCCUUAGGCACCCCCAAAUGCAGGCCCUGGCUUGCCCACCUAUAACUAAGUCCUAGGAGUGCUUCUGUAGCUAGAGCCUGGUCCCAAGAGUUGACCAAGGUCCUGGGAGAGUGGUGAUGAAUCUAUGACACGUGUAUUGCAGCAGGCUGUAUCAUUGAAAGCUCUAUGGAGUGCAGAGCAGCCAGGGCAGGGCUGUAUUCUGCCAUGCAAGGCUGUGAUUCAGAAGCUGGAGUCCACCUGGCACAUAAAGCCAGAACACUUACCCCUACAGUGACCUGGGAGAAGCCCCUCAGCCAUGUUAGAGAAGGAAUCAGGGUGUCAUAGCCCCAAGCAGUGUCUAUCUAUACUCAUCCCCCUAUAAGAUGCAUAGACCACUGUACAUAGUGACCCUCCCUGACUGGGUGUGUGCUGAAGGUCUGCCUCUCCCCAUUCUUGCCAAGCUUUGCCUUGGGCCAGUAAGGACUUCGAGCUCAACAUGGGCUCACAGUUGUAGGAUUUCUCUGUUUUUGUCCCUGGGUGGCCAGGUCAUCACCUGACCUCCCUUUCUGAGAUGAUAUCCUGUGUUCCCUCUAGAGAACCAGCAACCAUGUCUGGGAGCCUUUCACAUAGGACACCAGGCUUGAGGGGUUAGAGCCACAUGGAGAAAAUGAUUGCCUGCUCCUCCUCCACCCACAGUGUGUAAGACUGAUGGGGGAGGGGCCAACUGAAUGCUGGCUGGGGAGCAAGUGGUGUUUCGAGGGGCUGCAUAGCUGCAGUCCUCCCAGGGCCUUUACAAAUCUGGGGACAAGUGAACCAUAAACUGUCACCCACCUAGAGCAAGCUCAGAGUAAGGUCUGGAGCAGUUUCAGAGGCUUGUGGAUCCUUCUCUGGGAAGACUGGACCCUAGCACAAUCCCUUUCUUCCACGCCAGCUGUACCCCCCACCUCAGGCUGCAUGCCUUUCUCCCUAAAACCUGCCUUCUGACUCCAAGACCACUUGACCCUGGGCUCUUGAGGCCCAUGCUUCUGGGACCCCAGGGAUAUUUGAUGUUUCAGGGCAUCUGGGCCCAAGUCAAAGCCCCUUCAAAGGGUGACUGGCGGCCCACUAUCUCCCACACCAAGAGCAGAGGUACCUACUUCCUCAGCAGAUAUCAGCUGGAAGGAGUUUGCUAGAGAUCUAAGCACUCUGCCUGAUCCCCAACACCCCCCUACCCCCGCCUCAGGAAAUGAUGACUGAAGUGCUGGCUUUACCACAUCUCCGUGGCUGCUUAUGCAAAUACUGUAUCCGGUUUUAGCAAUUCAGAGAAAUCCCAGUAACACAAGGAAGCAUGGGGGCUUCAAGCCGCAAGACCCAGCAGAUGCUAUUUGUCACUCUGUAGAAAUGCCCUGUGUAAAGUCAGGACAUAUGUAAUCAGGAGCCAGGCUGGUACGAAGCAGAGCACAGCACAAAUGCUGAGCAGCAUUCAGUAGGACACUGAUCUGGCUAAGGAGAGACACAUCCCGUGUGGCUCUUGCUGCUUGUUCAACCCUUGCAGCCUGAUGGUCCAUCUGUCUCCAUAUUUCCAUUUCCUACCACUUUACUUUUUCAUUUUUCUAGUUUAUUGAGUUAUUCCUGCUCUAUGAUACAAAUGGUAUACAAAAUCUAGAAUAAAGUACCUGCAAAAAAGGAGUUACAACAAGAAACCUUGUACCUGGAAGCAAGGCAGGCCCAGCAAAGAAAUGUAUUCCAAGCCAGAGGUCCCAGGUCCUUGUUCCUCACUGACCAACAUGCUAUUUCCAAGGCCUUUCUUGAGGCAAACUAUUCCAAUAGAUUGGAUGAACCCCAGAGCCUGACCCUAGGGUCAGGCCGGCAAGAAAGGAUCACCUUAGGUUAAAAGGUCACUUUCUUGUUAAAAGGAAAGGUGCUUCGCUCCUUGCCUAAAAAGUGUACUUUCUGUCCUGGCUAAAUGGAUACUAAUCACACAGAAUGCUUUUCAGGGGGAACCUUGAAAUGCAUAAAAGUGCGAGAUGAGCUACGGUUAGGAAUUCUUUGUACUCCAUGCAUAGCUACAGAAACCUGAGCCACUUCCUCAUUUGCAAAAUGAGGCAAUGCUAGUGCACGCAAGCUGGCUGGGAUGACGUCUGUGGGUACUCCCUGAGGUGGCCAGCACACUGCUGCCUUUCCAGCCUAUGUUGAGCAGCCUACCCAUGGGCAUAGGGUGGUCCUGUGUGGCCAGUCUGGUCAUCUACCUUCCUUCUGUUGAGUUUAGUGACAUUGGUUGGUAAUUAUGGCUGCUCUAGAUGUUACCAGGGAGCAUACCUGGUUUUUCUCAUUGUGCUGCUUUUUCUGUUUUCAUCCAGAAAGGACUGAGGGGGCUUAUGCAAGCACUAACAUCAGCCAGAAAUUUGCAGGGACCCUGGGGAGGGCACCUGGGACUCAGAGGCCCUGCAAUAUGGAUAGGUACAAGGGAAAAUGAGAGUUGGUCCCCACUUGACUCCUCAGCAGCCCUUGGCCUGCUUUCUGGACACCUCGCUGAGGCCGGUGGCCAAUGUUCAGGGGGCCACUAGGUGACCAAUGUCUCACAAGCACAGUAAAGUCAUUUUAAACAGGGCAGUGAUGGGCAGGUGCUCUUGCUCUCCAGGACUCAGGAUAAGCACUUCCAGCCCACUGGAUGCCGUCUCAUACGGCUCAUGCCCUCAGGGAGGGAGAGUGACACUGAGAUAAGAUGUUUGCCACUGAGUGGAACCUCCCCUGAGUGAAGACAGAAGAUGAUUACUGAUGACUGAUAGGACAGGAGCUGUAAAGGCCCUGUGCCACAGCCACCCCUGGCAUCAGGUGAUGAGGGAAUAGAAGCCGGAUGGAAAGGUGGGCCCACACAUGUGGCUGAAGGGAAGGCUCCUGACACUGCUGCUGGCACACAUUCUAGAACUCCAGAAAGUGGCAUGGUGGACCCCUGGGUCAAGGGUGUCUUAGGAGUGCAGUCAAGACAGGCUGGCAUCCAAGCAGUGAGGCAGCUUGUAGGCAGGAUAAGGUUCCUUUUAAUAAUGGGGCAAACGUCUAGCACUACAGAGGCUGAAGCAGGAGAACUGGUGUUUGUUCAAGGCCAGCCUGGGCUACAUAGUUCGAGGCCAGCCUGAACUGGGUAACAAGACUCUGUCUCAGAAACACAAAGCAAAACUGGGCAUGUGGCACUGCGUGAGUUAAACACUUUGUAACAGUUUUGAAAUAUCCCAAGAUGUACAGAAGGUGUGGGAAUAUGAACUGAUGAAAACACAUUCAUUGCUAAACUGAUGUCUUGAAACUUACAUGAAAAAUUCACUUAGGAGCUAGGCAUGGUGGCACAUGUUUGUAACCCUGGCUAUUAGGGAGUCUGAGACAGGAGAGUCCCACAUUUGAGUCCAGCCUGGACAACCUAGCAAGACCCUAGCACCCUCUGAGAGAUGGGGGUGUAACUUACUUAAUGUGAGGCCUGGGUUCUCCCAGUACUGCAAUAAAAGAAAAAUCAUUUGUAGUAAUAAUAGUAAUCCUAGCACUCUAAAGGUUGAGGCAUAAUAAUCACAAGUUCAGGCUUAUCCUGGGCAACUUAGAGAGAGUCCCUGUCUCAAAUAAUAAUGAUAAUAGUAAUCAUAACAAAAGGGAAGGGAUAUAGCUCAGUAUGAAGGCUCUGGAUUCAAUCCCCAGUACUACUACCACUAUUACUGCUUACAAUAAUAAUAAUGACAGUAAUAAAUGAUAAUUUUGCUUAAAUAAGACUUCUUUGGGGGCUAGGGAUUUAGCUCAGUGGCAUAAGUACCUGCCUUGCAAGCAGGCGGUCAUGGGUUCGAUCCCCGGUACCGAUAAAAAGAAAAAAAAUAAGACUUCUUUAAGUCUAGACUGACAGUGAUACUGAACCAGCAACAUAGCUCAAAAUCUGAGAGAGACAAGUGGGAAAAGGCUUCAUGAACAGUGAUGAGGGGACUUCAGGGGGCAAGUGUGCCCCUAGGCCUCAGUGCUGGGGCUGCUCCUGGUCCUGGCCUUCUAGUACUCUUCUUCGCUUGCCUGGGGUGUCAGCUGUCUUUUUGAAGCGGCUGCGAGCAGCCCUCUGCAGACUCUAGACCCUCCAGGACACUCCAUCCCUGGGAAAGCAGUGGUGCUUCUGUGGCAACGUGGAGGUUCAUCUUGUGUGUAGAAAAUCAGGGAAAUGAUGCCCAGUACCUAGAAUGGACAGAAUAUGAAGAGUGAUUGUUUCUGGGAUGAAACUGCUUCUAUUUAGUACUGUUCAUGAUUCUCUUUAGCAAUGUAUUAUUUUAUAAUUAAAAAACUGAAAAUAAAGUUUCAUCAAAGCACA
Messenger RNA from Cavia porcellus (domestic guinea pig), 7171 nucleotides. RefSeq names its product sperm flagellar protein 1-like. Gene Ontology annotation, biological process: regulation of cytoskeleton organization. NCBI's taxonomy places the organism in Eukaryota, Metazoa, Chordata, Mammalia, Rodentia, Caviidae. Gene Ontology annotation, cellular component: axoneme. Gene Ontology annotation, molecular function: microtubule binding. The transcript has 7 exons. Bases 148 to 951 code for a protein of 267 amino acids. The record is from RefSeq and is a predicted model, not a curated record.